This is a messenger RNA of Dendrobium catenatum, 2576 nucleotides long. Its product is annotated as heavy metal-associated isoprenylated plant protein 44-like. The record is from RefSeq and is a predicted model, not a curated record. Gene Ontology annotation, molecular function: metal ion binding. Bases 2154 to 2432 code for a protein of 92 amino acids. NCBI's taxonomy places the organism in Eukaryota, Viridiplantae, Streptophyta, Magnoliopsida, Asparagales, Orchidaceae. The transcript has 2 exons.
UAAUGGACAUUUUUCUAUACAAACAAUGAUGAUUCACAAAUGAUCUGAGAAGCAUCUCUUUACGCAUAAAAUUUCAUAUGAAUGAAAAAGGUAGUCAAAAAAUAUUUUUUUAAAACAUAUACUAUAAAUUGUGUUAAAAUUGUGCUCAAUUGAAUGGCCUAAAGAGCAUUCCUCUGCAGGAUAACUUGUCUCCGUCAACCCAGAGUCUGACCCUACCUGGUCAUUUUAUUUUUCCCGAGAUGGCAAAAGGAAAAAAUAACAGCUAAAAUAAUGCCUUAAAAUACCAAACUUGCAUCAUGGUCUACAGUUUGUUAGUUGUAAUCAGGGUAAUCCUCCUCCCAACCCAAGCUCUCUUUUAUCUUUAUACUUUUUCUUUUUUACCCUUUUUCUUAUAAUAAUAUUAUACAUGCAAGUGAUUAUCAACUAAUUUAAUUAAUAAAAAUCUUAACAAUUAUUUUCAGAGUUCUAAAAUAGCUUCCUGUCUACAUAAAAUUAAAUUUAUAUUUCGACACUCAACUUUUUCAUUAAAAAAAAAAAAAGAGUAUGCAUGCAGGAUUUGUACAUUCCUAACUGUUCUUUUUGUUCUCUCCUCCUUUGCCAGCAUCAAAAGAUCUUAACAGUCAGCUUAGGCCCAAAAAUAGCCUCUCCUACCCCAUCACAACCGUUGAUUUACUUGCUUUGCCUGAAGGCAAAGCACUAAACCUUGAGGCUCUCCAAAGCAUCACACCUCGAUCAAGCCGUUCCUUUGUUUCUGGUCCUGCUUGCCUUCUUUGCGAAAAGCAGGAAAGAAGAUCCUCUCCUUGUUUCUAAUCCUUAGACCCACUUUGUUUCAUCAGAAUCUCUUCCCUUCUCUUUCUCUAUAUAAAUAUAGUUAUGCAGAUGUCGGCUAUUGUUUCAAUUUGGUCCCAGUUGUUAAUUUUCAUGCGAUUGUUUCUUCUCACCCAAUUAUCAAAUCAUCAGAACAGCAACAGAUUGAGCCAGGAGUUUGGCAUUGCAUGGAGGUAAUACAUCUCUCGAGCUUGAUUUGAUCAAUGACUAUUCGUUUAGAAUUUAAAAUGUACCUUUAUCUCCUAUAUAUUCUUGCGAUUACUCAUCCAUAUGGCAUGAAAUUGCAUAAGUAACAUUUGCUAACCAUUGGUUGAACAAAAGGAUUUAUUUCCAUUCAAAACAAAUCUUCAAAUUUUCGGAAUCAAAUUUGUGAAUCGUCAUUCUGAAUAAAAUGAUUAUAAGAGGAGUUAAAGCAAUUUUAUGUGAAUUUUUUUUUCACAAUUUAUAUUUUCCCUUCAGAUCAAUCCAUUAUUUUCCUUCCUAUUGUUCGAUGUAAUGUUUCCAGCUCUUCCAUUCCAGAAGCGUGCAACAAAUAGCUAGAUAGAUUCUGAUAGGAGAAACAACAAAGAAGGCUAGUACAACACUGACUCAUUUCCGAAAAAUAUGGAUGAGAUGGAUUUACAGGAUAUGGAUUUCCUCAGUCUAUUCCAGAUUUCACAUACAAAGGUCUAGAUGGAUUAUUUCUUAUCAGAUUCCAAUUAGGUGCAGUCACCAAAUCCAUUGGUUUUGGUAUCAAUAAAAGCAUUAAUUUGAUUUCUCCAAUUCUUCCCUAACCUAAGGUCCCCUACUCUAUUAGAUUUAAUCUUGGAAGUACUGAUAUCAAUGAUAGUUAGUUGUAAAUUCUUCUGACACCUUUUCAUCCAUGAAUGCUAUCUUCCCUCAAGAUCCCAUAUAAGGUAGGGUGGGGCAGGUUAGAGCUUCGUGAUACCCCAUACUAAGGUCUCUCUAAUCUAGAUGGAGUCAUUUCUUUUGUGUAAAUUUCAUGAGCUGAUCAGCGAAAGCGGAAUCUCUCCCUUCCACUUCUGCAAUAUUUGCCGCGAAACACAUUUUUCUAAAAUUCUGGGCUACAUUAGAUGCAAAAAAAAAUAUCAAAGUCUCUUACCUUAAUAAUCAAAUCAACAAAAUAAAUGUUAAAGAAGCCAAAAACAAGCAUGUGUCAAAAAACAGUUUGCCUAACUGUCCUUUAACUAAAGUCACAGAAAAAAAAUUUAAUUUACAAAUAGCAUGUUUGUUCGACUUAGUUGAUAUGUUACAGGCUAUCAACAGAUAAUCAUCUGACAUUAAUUCUAUCUGUAACACCGCAUCUGCCUUCAUAUAAUGAAUUUAUGAGACUUGGAUUGCAGACCAUUGAACUGAAGGUGGAGAUGGUAGCUAUACAUGAGAAGAGACUAAGGAAAUGCCUAUCCAAAGUGAGAGGAAUUGAGAAGGUUGAGGUGGAUGGUAGCAUUCAAAAGGUGGUUGUCACAGGCUAUGCUAACAGGAACAAAAUCCUCAAAGCUCUAAGGAGAGUUGGUCUUAGAGUAGAAUUUUGGUCUCCACAUAAUGAAAUACUAAAUGCGUAUGCCAGUGCAAGCCUAAUGAUCAACAACUUCAUCUUCUUCUAAGAAUGCAGCACCGCUCAAAAGUUACUAUAGUCGGUUGUGUCAGUGUUUUCAUUUUUAUUUUUUUUGUGAAUGAGCAAAGAUGAAGUCUUUUACUUCAAGCAUCUGCUUUCGACAUGCUACUUUGAGUAAUCCAUCUUUUGUAAC